Blastomyces dermatitidis ER-3 is the source of this 1566-nucleotide messenger RNA. RefSeq lists its product as uncharacterized. The coding region runs from base 1 to 1566 and encodes 521 amino acids. The transcript has a single exon. The record is from RefSeq and is a predicted model, not a curated record. NCBI's taxonomy places the organism in Eukaryota, Fungi, Ascomycota, Eurotiomycetes, Onygenales, Ajellomycetaceae.
AUGCCUCGACCGCCUGUCAGACGUGGGCGUCGCCCAAAGACUGUUAGCCCCUCAGAAGUAGUUGCGGUAUGCAACGACAGACAAUCCGACGCACAUAAUUUUGCGGUAGUAAUUAAACCAAACUUGGAUCACGCCCAAGACCCUAAAGAGCACGGUGGUAAUACUAGGGAUGAUGGGGAGAAUUCACCUGAGACAGCAUACCUCCAGAGAAGUGAAUCGGUGGCCAAUGAAGAGCGACAUCUGGAGGCAGUAAUCCCUCAAGCGCAGACCCCUAUCUCGGAACAUCAAAAUGGCGCCAGCGACUUACCAACGCGAAUCGACGUUAUGUCUUCCGCCAUAGGAAAAGCGCUCCAUCCCAGUCUUCCCAAUCGAGGGGACACCAGUUCCAGAGCACAAAAAAUCGGAACUCCGGCCUUUGAGAGCUCGAUGCUUAGCAAUUUUAGACGGCGGCCCAGGCAACCCAGUAUCCUUCAGAUGAUGCAAGGAGAUCCAUCGUCCGAACUCGAUGACGAUGAUGAUAUGCUUGGUAGUUUCGACCCGGAUGAUGAAUCAACUCCCCUAAAAUUUUCCAACCGCCAAAGUAUACCUUAUGACUCUGUAUCGAUCCCAUCUUCCGCGCUGCGGGAUUUAUCCCCUGCGCGCUUAUCGAAACGGAAACUACACAGCAAGACUCAAGUGCAAGUUUCUCCGUCCCCCGAUCCAUCCAAAUUCGCAAUUGCAGUCGAUGAAACCACCGAUAAUAGUACCUCUGAAGAUGACUCCCUGCCUACCCCAAGGGGAGCCCAGUCGCCGGAGCCGCUCGAAUUGUCGAGUCAGACAAUGAUGCCACCCGAGAGCAGCCCAGCCUCUAGUGUGGAGAAACGACGAUUAGAUACUGCGCACGAUGAAUUUCCAGAAAAUGAAACAUCUCUUCCUAAUAGAGAAAGACAACCUGCCACGAUCUAUAAACCCCGGGUUUCUACUGCGACUCUGAGAGAAAAUUUGCUGCCUCAGCGGCGACGUCUGCAAAGACGCCGUGUAUUAAACCAUGCCAAUACGCUCGCUUCAGACGAUAUUGAAAAUGAACCCUUUUUCAGUGACCAUUCCGACACAUUUGAGGCUGAUCAAGAUGAGCUGAGUUACACAGCGUCGAAGGUUUUUAAAAGGAGGAAGGAUAUAGCAGGAGUGCCGGAAGCCAGCAGGGGCGGAGGGAACAGGGAGCUACCCGGCACCGUCGGGAACAACCGUGGCCGACGACGGACACCAGCGAUGAAGUCGUCUACUAUUGGGUCCUCCAGAAAUGCGCAUUUAACUCGCUCCAAAAGGGGUAACAAUACCACUUAUUUCUCGCACGACAGCCACGAGGAACUUGCCGAUAAGGAGAACCAAUCGAUCCACGCAUCCUCCUCACCACCGGACUCUGAAGAGCCAUUUUCCACUGCUGAUAUUUCACCACCAGCCUCAGAACGCGUAUUUCUAAGCGAUGAGCUCAUGCAACAAGCACAAAAGUUCGCCGAAAUUAGCCAGUGGCCCCUAGACUUUGAGGAUGUCGCGGUGACAUCAUGUCAAAGCAGCCCAGCACGGUAA